This is a messenger RNA of Meyerozyma guilliermondii ATCC 6260, 729 nucleotides long. RefSeq lists its product as uncharacterized. NCBI's taxonomy places the organism in Eukaryota, Fungi, Ascomycota, Pichiomycetes, Serinales, Debaryomycetaceae. Gene Ontology annotation, molecular function: metal ion binding. Gene Ontology annotation, biological process: superoxide metabolic process. The record is from RefSeq and is a predicted model, not a curated record. The coding region runs from base 1 to 729 and encodes 242 amino acids. The transcript has a single exon.
AUGGUUUUGAUAAACUGGUGGAUGGAAACAUCGUUUUCACUGCCAAAAGAUGGCGGUCCUGUUCAUGUCCAUGUAGACAUCACAGGUUUACCCUCUGAAGAUUCCUUAACCUACCAUGUCCACGAAGGAAGUGUUCCAUCUGAUGGUGACUGUGAAGCUAUUGGACCCAUUUUGGACCCUUUUGCGGGACAAGAAGUUUGUGGAGCCGAUCCUGCUCAAUGCAAGAUUGGUGAUUUAUCUGGAAAGCACAAUGAGAUUACCGGCGAAAUUUUUGAGCAAAAGUAUGUGGAUUCGUUUUUGUCGUUGGACGCAAAAGCACCAGCUUCCAUUCUUGGGAAGUCAAUUGCUUUCCACCAUUCCAACGGAACCAAGUUUGCUUGUUCAAACAUUGAAGCUGCCGCCAAGGUGAGACUUGCCAGUCUCAAAGAAGAAUACUUGGGAAGCGGUAACGACGACCUCGCAUUUCUCGAGGAGAUUGACGGACCUUUGGAGACUCUGACACCAUCGGUGGAGGAAUCCAAGGAACCUGUUAUUGCAGCCAUGAGAUCGGUUCUGUGGGAACAUGCCAAUGCCACUAAAUUUCAAAAUGUGUCGGCAUCUGCCGACUGGAAUUGCACCCACGAUGAAGAAGACACCCCAGCCGUCAAGACGAGUAUCUGUGAAGACUCUUCCGCGACUAGGAGUGUCUCUUUGAUGUCGUUGCUUUCUUUGCUUGCAUUCCUCAUCUAA